CCCUUGUGUCCACCUCUCCUCGUGCGACCCGCGCGUUCACCGGACUCGCCAUGGACGAGCUGGCGGAGAUCCGCCGGCGACGGGCUGCCCAGUGGGAAACCGCCCAGGCCCAAGCGGCCGAGGCCGCCGGUCCCACGCCGGUCGUUGCACCGGAAGGCGCCACGGCGGUUCCGGAGGCCACGGGUGCUGGAGAGCCGGUGGAACGAGAGGCCGGAGAAGAACGAGAGGGCGCUGGUCCCACUGCAGAGCAGCGCUGCUGCCGCAUUUGCUUCGACUCAGAAGAGUCCAAGCAGACGGGCCGGCUCUUCAGCCCCUGCCAGUGCACAGGGAGCAUGCGCUUCGUGCACGUGAGCUGUUUGAACGAGUGGCGAAGCGCCUCCUGCAACCACAGGUCCUACUACCACUGCGACGCCUGUCACUACAAGUAUCGGCUGCAGCGCUUGUGGGUGGCUGAUCUUCUCAUCUCGCCAGGUUUCCACUUGGCUUUGAGUCUCUCAUUCUUUGUGGUCAGUGCACUUCUGGUGGGGCUCAACCUCAUCAUGGUGGCACCGUGGGUCAUUGAAAGUUCGCUGGAUCAGCUGCAUUUGCCACCUGAUGUUCGCUUCCUGUUUACAGAGGACCUGCCAGUCAAAGGCAAUCCUGCAUGCUGGCAUCAGGGCUACACCUUCCAGGCCUGCUGCGGGCGCGGCCGCCCUGGGAACCCUGCGUGCUGGGACGACAUGCACAGCUUCGACUCCUGCUGCUUGGGCAUGUCCGAGACCUUGCAGAAGCUGCGGGCCCUCUUGGGCCCUUUGCUGCGGGUCCUCUUUUGCGGCUGGCUUGGACUCUCCUUGCUGGGCUUUGGCCUGUACCUGCAGCGGCAGCUACGGGAGGCUUGGGCCAAUGCAGGUGGCAGCUGGCAAGUGGCAGUCUUAGUCGUGUACCUCUCAUCCUUUGGGCGCGGCUUGGCGCGGCUGGUGGCGCUGGUGGGCUCGGCCAUCGCGCUACGGGAGCUCUUCGUGCAUCUGGAACGGCACGGGAAGCGCUGGAGCAGCCGCGUGGGCGAGCGCGUUUUAGAGGUCUCGUCUUAGCACGGAAGGCGCUUCCGUGUGACAGGCCUUCCGUUUCGUCUGAAACGACACGGCAGGUCUGUCGUCCAUCUGGCAGAGUUGGGGCAUGUUUGGGGCGGAAACUUUCCUCAGACUAGCAAGUCGCCCCUGUUUGUUGUCUUUAAGUGGCCCAACUGAAGCACUUGGGCCUCCUGAAGAUACGCCACACCGGUGGCUAGUGCUUGCCAGCGUGGCGAUGAGCCGCACCAAGCUCCAAUGCGUUGCAGAA
Durusdinium trenchii is the source of this 1317-nucleotide messenger RNA. Lineage: Eukaryota; Dinophyceae; Suessiales; Symbiodiniaceae. The record is from the annotation of a GenBank genome assembly.